GGCUUCGGCUCCGGCCACCACCGCGGCAUGUUUCGGCACCCUGGUCACUCUCGGUCCGCCUACGCAGAUGGAUUUUCGUUCUACUCACCACGGGAAAAUUCCAAGGAGGACCUGAUGAUCCUGCCCUCGGUGUCGCAACGCUCGGUCUUCCAGGGGUCGAACUUCUUCUUCUCCUGCAAGAGCGAGGCGGACAACGUGCAGCGGAUCAUGUGGACAGGACCUGAAGGGAAGCAGAUCACCGACUACCAGGGCAGCGUGCCCUAUACCGAACUUCCAAGGGUUCACGUUGAGGAGGGAGGGGAUCACAAGGGUGUUGAACUUGUGUUUGAGAACAUUCUGAGGCAGGACCGCGGCACCUACACCUGCUCGGCGAACGUGGACGGCAAGGAGGUGUCCAAGUCCUUCGAACUCUUUGUUGACAAGGAAAUUGACUUCCUUGACACGCCCCGCACCCAGUACCUGGAGGAAGGCUUUGACUCCAGGCUGCUGUGUGACGUCACUGGCGACCCGGUGCCCACUGUUUCCUGGACAUUUGAGGGGAAAAAGAUCAGUUAUGGGGACAAGUACUCAAAGCCCGCUGACAGUCCCAAUAGCCUCAUAGUGGGCAAUGUCACCCUGGAGGACGCUGGGCAGUACGUGUGCAAAGGGGUCCAGGUGUCCACGCGCAUCACAGAGAUGAAGGACUUUAACAUUACCGUCAAAGUUCACCACAAGCCACUUUGGAACAAUGAUGACAAGACCAUGGCCUACAGCUUCCUGUCUGGCAAAGUGAACCUCACCUGUGAAGUUCAGGCCGAGCCCGAAGCCAACUUUACCUGGACCAAGGACGAGGAGGUGAUGCAGCCUUCCAACAUCAUCCAGAUUUUCAACAACAACAACACCAGCAUCCUGCAGCUGACAGUGGAGGACGAGGACAUGUUUGGAGACUACCUGUGUGAGGCGCAGAACAAGCUGGGCAGACUGGUGCGCGUGAUCAUCCUGCAGGAGGGUGCCAAGCCCGCUGUGCCCACCGCCGAGGUGGUAGACAAAGGAGUGGACACCCUGCACCUUGACCUUGAUGCCAAGAACCACCCAGACAUGCCCAUCGUGGGGUACAAGGUGCAAUUCAAGGAGGUGGGCGAGGACUGGACCCGCGCCCAAACUGCUGAAUUCAAGAAAGGCAGCAGCUAUGUCCUCAGGAACCUCAAGAAUGACACCCCCUAUGUGAUGCGGGCAGCUGCUCAGAACGCUGCUGGAUAUUCAGAGUAUUCCGUCGAGAUCUCCAACAGAACGGAUAAAAUAAUUUCAUCUGCCAGCACCUCCGCCUCCUUCAGCAUCUCCUCCUGUGUUGCUCUCCUCCUCUUCCUCCUCAUCUCUGCCAGCCUCUUGUGAACACUGGAGGAAGCACCUUUGUAGCUCACUCUCCUUAGCUCAUGAUGGAAAAGCUCUUCAGUCUACCACUUAACAGAUUGAAAGCAUAAUUUAUUUUUUUCUUGUUCAGAUUCUUUGGGGAACUGAGAUAAAAUUCUAAGUAGGUUUGUAUGAUUUUCUUGAACUUGGAACAUUAAAAGAGUAAGUGGCAUAAUUUCUUCACAACAAAAUCCAUUAGAUCUUGAUGCAAUGUGGUGCAAUUUCUCUAAAAUUUGAAGGCAGAUGAAUGAGUUUAGGAUCUUCAUUUGUUGCUUGCCUUCAUGACGGGAGGACGUUCAGUCUCCGUCACUGUGUCCUCGGUGCAGCCUUGUCAUCAGGUUAGCAGCGGCCAGCACAGCUGGGCCACGAAGGCUCACUAUGUGAUGCUUAGUUUCCAGGUGCUGGAUUCUAAAAACAAUUGUUUAGCAUAUGUAAAUUUCAGUACACAUGUGUGCUAUUAUGUUAUAAUAUAUACUAGAGAAGGACUUUUCCAUUUAGGAAAAUUCUUUAUGGAAGUAAAUUGAUUUAUAGUUUCUAAGGAGUUCCUAUAUCACCUGAUAUUUUCAAGGCCACCUUAUGGUCUUGUUAACUCUGGUGCCAUUGCCCUAAACGGUCAAGUUCUCACUAACAUUCCAUAUUAGAUGCUAUUGGAAGAAUUACUGAGGCAACAACUUUGCAAUGGGAGACCUUACUGAGGACAAAUUAGGAUAUGAAAGUUUGUGUUCCCUUAAUGUAAUUAUUUUGGAUCAGCGUCUCAGUAUUAAUGACUUGUUCUCUCUGUCUUGCUAGUGAUAUCAGGUGGUAUUCGUGUACAUAACGUUAGCAGUGUUUUACAGCCACAGCCGCGUCUGUAUUAGUUGACCCUCGUUAGUUGAGCUCCACACCCUGAAGACUGCCGGACGAUGUGAUGAUCCGAUACCUGGGUAGACUCUAGGUCAGGAGGCACGCUGACCGAAGGCUUCACAAUGCAACAGAAAAUGCAGGAAGUCUUUUUGCCUAUCAGAGAUGUAAAGAUACUGAACAAAAAGUCUAAUGAUAACCAAAGAUAUAUGAGAUAGCCAAUGUUAAUAAUUUUGUAACAUUUGAGUCACAAUGCUACUGUUUUUUCUUCUUCUUUUUUUCACUGCAUCAGGUGUGUUGAGGGCGAGAUUGCUGGGUCAGUGAACUUAAUGAUAUAAUCUUGUAUACCACGUUAGUGAGAUGUUGUGCUUACUAAGGAAGAACCAACGCUGUUUUCCCUUCCUGGUGGUGGGUGUCGGAGUUGUACGUCUCCCUGCCACAACCAAAUGCAGUUUACUUCUUGUCCAGGAUUAUUUGUUCCUCGAGCCAAAUCUAUUUUCCUUUCCUUUUUAAGCUUGCAAGUGUGCCCAGAGUAUGAAGUAUAGCCUCAAGCAAAGCCAAAAUGUGAUGUGUUUGUAGGUGCGCCUCCAGACUCGAUCCGGCUUGACCCAAACAGAGGGAGCGGAAGGAGUGUAACAGAGGAGUGGCUGGGAGUUUGGAAUAUUAACGUUUAUAUCACUGUGGUCACUAAAUUUGUGAAGCUUAUCCUGUGCUUGUCAUUAUGGAGACUAAGUUUGUGAUACUCAGCUUUAUUACCCUUUUACUUUGGUUACUGAAUCUACUUUUUAAUGUGGUGAAGUUUUGAAAAGAAGCAUGUAUUGUUUUCUUUACAUUUUAUCAGUUUUAAGUGUAGUGAUGAGCCGGGUGCAGGGAACGAACAAAAAUCUUCUGGGAUAAAGAGAUGUCAGAUUGUCGCAGAGGGUUUGAGGCACCUCUUUGCAUCUGUGUGGUCAUUACAUAAGCAUAGGACGUUCUCUGCAUCUAUUUACUCACAUGUAAAUAAGAAAUAUGGGAACAAUUUCAAGCACUUACUGUUAGGAAAUUAUGAAACGUAUAUGUAAGAUGGAUAAGCCACAACUUCCUUCCUCAUUUGUACUUGUGUGUGAGGUAUGUAUUCUAAAGUCUGUACACGGUAUUCCAACAUUCUCAGCCUCUGCCGCAUAACUGCACCGAGUGGCUGUACGCCUGUAU
Eriocheir sinensis (Chinese mitten crab) is the source of this 3420-nucleotide messenger RNA. RefSeq names its product neural cell adhesion molecule 1-like. The transcript is spliced from 11 exons. Gene Ontology annotation, biological process: cell-cell adhesion. Gene Ontology annotation, molecular function: protein binding. Lineage: Eukaryota; Metazoa; Arthropoda; Malacostraca; Decapoda; Varunidae. The coding region runs from base 28 to 1371 and encodes 447 amino acids. The record is from RefSeq and is a predicted model, not a curated record.